CCCUCUUCCGCCGCACGGGACAUCAGAGCGCCUCCCGCCGCCAGAAACACGUGGGCCGGAACAGAAGAAGAGAGUUUGGCUCUGUUGUUCGGACCCUCCGCCUCACGAGUUCACCUGUCUGUCUCCUCACGGGCACUAGGACGGUAACCAUAGCGUCCCCCUCCGUCUAAGAGUGUGGAAGAGCGUGUUGUGUUUGUAAGAGUGUGUGGUCUGUGUGUGUGGAAGAGUGUGUUGUGUGUGUUGUGGCUCAGUGUGUGUUUGGAUGGCGGCGGGAGGCGCGUCCCAGACCGGCGUCGGGGAUGUGGAGGAGGACGCAUCUCAGCUGGUCUUCCCCAAAGAGUUCGAGACGGCGGAGACGCUGCUGAACUCGGAGGUUCACAUGCUGCUGGAGCACCGCAAGCAGCAGAACGAGAGUGCCGAGGACGAACAGGAGCUGUCGGAGGUCUUCAUGAAGACCCUGAACUACACUGCCCGCUUCAGCCGCUUCAAGAACCGCGAGACCAUCGCCAGCGUGCGCAGCCUCCUGCUGCAGAAGAAGCUCCAUAAGUUUGAGCUGGCCAGCCUGGCCAACCUGUGUCCAGAGGCAGCGGAGGAGGCCAAGGCCCUCAUACCCAGUCUGGAGGGGCGGUUUGAAGACGAGGAGCUGCAGCAGAUCCUGGACGACAUCCAGACCAAGAGGAGCUUCCAGUACUGCGGACCCCCCCCCCCCUCCAUA
This is a messenger RNA of Gadus chalcogrammus (walleye pollock), 715 nucleotides long. Its product is annotated as DNA-directed RNA polymerase II subunit RPB4-like. The annotation marks the transcript as partial. Gene Ontology annotation, cellular component: P-body; RNA polymerase II, core complex. Gene Ontology annotation, biological process: transcription initiation at RNA polymerase II promoter; positive regulation of translational initiation; nuclear-transcribed mRNA catabolic process, deadenylation-dependent decay. Gene Ontology annotation, molecular function: nucleotide binding; translation initiation factor binding. The transcript is spliced from 4 exons. The record is from RefSeq and is a predicted model, not a curated record. NCBI's taxonomy places the organism in Eukaryota, Metazoa, Chordata, Actinopteri, Gadiformes, Gadidae.